This is a messenger RNA of Antechinus flavipes (yellow-footed antechinus), 936 nucleotides long. Its product is annotated as olfactory receptor 2AP1-like. The record is from RefSeq and is a predicted model, not a curated record. The transcript has a single exon. Gene Ontology annotation, cellular component: membrane. Lineage: Eukaryota; Metazoa; Chordata; Mammalia; Dasyuromorphia; Dasyuridae. Gene Ontology annotation, biological process: G protein-coupled receptor signaling pathway. Gene Ontology annotation, molecular function: G protein-coupled receptor activity; olfactory receptor activity. Bases 1 to 936 code for a protein of 311 amino acids.
AUGGGCAAUGAAACCAAAAUAACUGAGUUCAUCCUCCAAGGAUUAACAGAUACUGAGGACCUGCAGAUGGUAGUUUUCCUGCUCCUGCUGCUAGCCUACCUGAUAACAAUUUCUGGCAACUUGACCAUUAUCACUCUGACACUAUUGGACACCCGCCUACAGACUCCAAUGUAUUUCUUCCUCCGGAACCUGUCCUGUUUAGAGAUCUGGUUCCAAACAGUCAUCGUUCCCAAAAUGUUGGUCAACAUCGCCACAGGGACCAAGACUAUUAGCUUUGCUGGCUGUAUCACCCAAGACUUCUUCCAUAUUUUUCUGGGGGCCACUGAAUUCUUCCUCCUCACUGCCAUGUCAUAUGACCGCUACAUUGCCAUCUGCAAGCCCCUUCACUACCCAAUCCUCAUGAGCAGCAAAAUCUGCACACAGCUCAUCCUCACCUGUUGGUUAGCUGGCUUCUCUGUCAUCAUUAUCCCUCUGGUCCUGACGAGCCAGCUCCCCUUCUGUGACUCUCACAUCAAUCACUUCUUCUGUGACUACACUCCUCUGAUGGAAGUGGUUUGCACAGGGCCAAAAGUCCUGGAGAUGGUAGACUUCACUUUGGCCUUGGUAGCCCUCCUCAGUACCUUGAUGUUCAUCACUCUGUCUUAUGUCCAGAUCAUCCGGACAAUCAUUAAAAUCCCAUCACCCCAAGAGAGGAGAAAAGCUUUUUCCACCUGCUCCUCUCAUGCUAUUGUUGUCUCCAUGUGCUAUGGUAGCUGUUUCUUCAUGUAUGUAAAACCUUCUCCAGGCAAAGGAGUUGAUCUCAACAAGGGAGUCUCAUUGAUCAAUACAAUCAUUGCUCCCCUCAUGAAUCCCUUCAUCUACACCCUCAGGAAUCAGCAAGUCAAGCAGGUGGUGAAAGACUUGAUUAAGAAGUUUACUCGACUCCAGAACAGGUAA